Molecule: messenger RNA, 4179 nt
Organism: Saccharomyces kudriavzevii IFO 1802
Lineage: Eukaryota; Fungi; Ascomycota; Saccharomycetes; Saccharomycetales; Saccharomycetaceae
Gene: LYS2
Product: L-aminoadipate-semialdehyde dehydrogenase
Exons: 1
Coding region: 1-4179 (1392 amino acids)
Biological process (GO): L-lysine biosynthetic process
Molecular function (GO): L-aminoadipate-semialdehyde dehydrogenase [NAD(P)+] activity; phosphopantetheine binding
Source: RefSeq, a predicted model, not a curated record
AUGACGAACGAAACCGUCUGGAUAGAGAAGUUAGAUAAUCCAACCCUUUCGGUGCUGCCACAUGACUUUUUGCGCCCACAGCAGGAACCUUAUACAAGACAGGCUACAUAUUCUUUACAGGUUCCUCAACUAGAUGUACCUCAUAAUGCAUUUAUUAACAAGUACGCUGUCGCUUUAAGUGUAUGGGCUGCAUUGUUAUAUAGAGUAACCGGCGAUGAUGACAUUGUUCUCUAUAUCGCCAAUAACAAAAUCUUAAGAUUUAACAUUCAACCAACGUGGUCAUUUAGUGAGUUGUAUUCCACUAUAAACGCUGAAUUAAGUCAGCUCGAGUCCGUUAAAGCUGAUUUCUCAUUCGAUGAUUUGGCUGAGAAUAUUCAGAGUCACCAGGAUUUGGAAAGAACACCUCAGUUAUUUCGCUUGGCCUUUUUAGAAAACCAAGAUUUCAAACUGGACCAGUUCAAGCAUCACUUAGUGGACUUUGCGUUGAAUCUGGAAACAAACAAUAGUGCACAUGUUUUGAACUUGAUCUAUAACAACUUGUUGUAUUCAAAUGAUAGAGUAACCAUUAUUGCAGACCAAUUUACCCAAUAUUUGACUGCCGCACUAAAGGACCCAUCUAUUUGCAUAACCAAAAUUUCUCUGAUUACGCCAUCUUCUAAGGGCAGCUUACCUGAUCCAACAGAGAACUUGGGCUGGUGCGAUUUUGUAGGUUGUAUUCAUGACAUUUUCCAAGAUAACGCUGAAGCCUUCCCAGAAAGAGCCUGUGUUGUGGAAACGCCAGCACUAAACUCUAAAAAAUCUCGUUCUUUUACUUAUCAGGAUAUCAACCGUACCUCUAAUAUAGUAGCCCAUUAUUUAAUUAAGACAGGUAUCAAAAGAGGUGAUGUCGUGAUGAUUUACUCCUCAAGAGGUGUUGACUUAAUGGUAUGCGUGAUGGGUGUCUUGAAAGCCGGCGCCACUUUUUCUGUUAUUGACCCAGCAUAUCCUCCAGCUAGGCAAACAGUUUACCUAGGUGUGGCCAAACCUCGUGGGUUGAUUGUUAUUAGAGCUGCUGGUCAAUUAGACCAACUGGUGGAAGAAUACAUCAAGGAUAAGUUGGACAUUGUUUCUAGAAUCAACUCUAUUGCAAUUCAGGAAAACGGCACCAUUGAAAGUGACAGGUCAGAUGAAGGCGGAGACGUUUUGACUCCGUAUGAACAACUCAAGGAUACCAGAACAGGUGUGGUUGUGGGUCCAGACUCUAAUCCAACCCUGUCUUUCACCUCUGGUUCUGAAGGUAUUCCCAAAGGUGUUCUUGGUAGACAUUUUUCUUUAGCCUACUAUUUCAAUUGGAUGUCUAAAAAGUUCAACUUGUCAGAAAAUGAUAAGUUCACAAUGCUGAGUGGUAUUGCACACGACCCAAUUCAAAGAGAUAUGUUUACCCCACUAUUUCUAGGUGCUCAAUUGUAUGUUCCUACACAAGACGACAUUGGUACACCAGGUCGUUUAGCUGAAUGGAUGAGUACAUAUGGCUGCACUGUCACACAUUUAACUCCUGCCAUGGGUCAAUUACUUACCGCUCAGGCCACAACUUCAUUCCCAAAAUUGCAUCACGCCUUUUUUGUGGGUGACAUCUUAACGAAACGUGAUUGUCUAAGGUUGCAGACGUUGGCCGAAAACUGCCGUAUCGUGAAUAUGUACGGUACCACUGAAACACAACGUUCCGUUUCCUAUUUUGAAGUCAAAUCAAAAAAUGACGACCCAAACUUUUUGAAGAAAUUGAAGGAUGUUAUGCCUGCAGGUAAAGGUAUGUUAAACGUCCAGUUAUUGGUUGUUAACAGGAAUGAUCGUACUCAAAUAUGUGGUAUCGGUGAGAUCGGUGAGAUUUACGUGCGUGCCGGUGGUUUAGCAGAGGGCUACAGAGGAUUGCCAGAUUUGAAUAAAGAAAAAUUUGUUAACAACUGGUUUGUCGGGAAGGAUCACUGGAAUUAUUUGAAUAAGGAUAAUGGCGAACCCUGGAGACAAUUCUGGUUGGGUCCAAGGGAUAGAUUGUACAGAACCGGUGACUUGGGUCGUUAUCUUCCAGACGGUGACUGUGAAUGUUGCGGUAGAGCUGAUGAUCAAGUUAAAAUCCGUGGGUUUAGAAUAGAGUUGGGAGAAAUAGAUACACAUAUUUCUCAACACCCCCUGGUAAGAGAAAACAUCACUUUAGUUCGCAAGAACGCGGAUAAUGAACCAACUUUGAUAACGUUUAUGGUCCCAAGAUUUGAUAAGCCGGAAGAGCUAUCUAAAUUCCAAAGUGAGGUUCCAAAAGAAGUUACGAGUGACCCAAUAGUCAAAGGUUUAGUCGGUUACCAUCUUUUAUCUAGGGACAUUAAAACUUUCCUGAAAAAAAGACUGGCAAGUUACGCUAUGCCUUCUCUAAUUGUUGUAAUGGAUAAGCUACCAUUGAAUCCAAAUGGUAAAGUUGACAAGCCAAAACUACAAUUUCCAACCCCAAAGCAACUAAACUUGGUUGCUGAGAAUACAAUUUCUGAAAUUGACGACUCUCAAUUUACUGAUAUUGAACGUGAAGUUAGGGACUUAUGGUUAGGUAUAUUACCUACCAAGCCAGCUUCUGUAUCACCUGAUGAUUCGUUUUUCGACUUGGGUGGUCAUUCUAUCUUAGCUACCAAAAUGAUAUUCACAUUAAAGAAAAAGCUAGAGGUUGAUUUGCCAUUGGGAACUAUUUUCAAAUAUCCAACCAUAAAAAGUUUUGCUGCAGAAAUCAAUAGAAUCAAAUCAUCUGACGGAUCGGCACAACAAGAAACCAAAACAACCACUACCGUCGAUUAUGCAGAAGAUGCUAAGAAAUUAGUUGAGACACUAUCAAGUUCUUAUCCUUCUCGCGAGUCUUUCGUUGAACCUAAUAGUGCUGAAGGUGAGACCACAAUCAAUGUUUUUGUGACUGGUACAACCGGGUUUUUAGGUUCAUAUAUUCUUGCAGAUUUGUUGAAACGUUCAACAAAGAAUUAUAGGUUCAAAGUUUUCGCUCACGUGAGGGCUAAAGAUGAAGAAGCUGCAUUCGAAAGGCUACACAAGGCGGGGAUCACAUAUGGAACUUGGAAUGAGAAAUUCGCCUUGAGUAUUGAAAUUGUGUUAGGUGACUUAUCAAAGAGUCAGUUUGGCCUUUCUGAUGAGAAAUGGUCAGAUUUGGCAAACACGAUUGACGUGAUUAUUCAUAACGGUGCUUUGGUGCACUGGGUGUAUCCAUAUGCAAAAUUGAGGGAUGCCAAUGUUAUCUCCACAAUAAACGUUAUGAACUUAGCAGCCGUUGGCAAGCCAAAAUUCUUUGAUUUUGUUUCCUCUACUUCCACACUGGAUACAGAAUAUUACUUCGACCUGUCAGAUAAACUUGUUAGCGAAGGAAAGUCAGGUAUUCUGGAAUCUGAUGAUUUGAUGAAUUCUGCAAGCGGGCUCACCGGUGGGUAUGGUCAAUCCAAGUGGGCUGCAGAGUAUAUCAUCAGACGUGCAGGUGAAAGAGGGCUACGUGGAUGUAUUGUCAGGCCUGGUUACGUAACAGGUGCCUCUGCUAAUGGUUCUUCAAACACAGAUGAUUUCUUAUUGAGAUGUUUGAAAGGAUCAGUUCAACUGGGCAAAAUUCCAGAUAUUAGAAAUUCCGUGAAUAUGGUUCCAGUAGACCAUGUGGCUCGUGUUGUUGUUGCCACUUCUCUGAAUCCACCAAAAGAUAAUGAAUUGACUGUCGCCCAAGUGACGGGUCAUCCAAGAAUAUUAUUCAAGGACUACCUAUAUACUUUGCACGAUUAUGGUUACGACGCCGAAAUAGAAAGAUACUCUGACUGGAAAAAGUCAUUGGAAGUAUCUGUCAUCGAUAAGAAUGAAGAUAAUGCAUUGUAUCCUUUGUUACACAUGGUCCUAGACAACUUACCUGAAAGUACCAAGGCUCCCGAAUUGGAUGACAGGAAUGCCGUCGCAUCUUUGAAGAAAGACAUUGCAUGGACAAGUGUCGAUUGGUCCAAUGGGAUGGGAAUUACACCGGAAGAGGUUGGUAUCUACAUUGCAUUUUUGAACGAGGUUGGAUUUUUACCUCCACCAGCUCAUAAUGACAGACUUCCACUGCCAAGUAUAGAACUAACUCAAGCACAAAUAAGCCUAGUCGCUUCAGGCGCUGGUGCUCGUGGAAGUUCCGCAACCGCUUAA